UUCCCCACCCCCCUUUCGUUCACUAUAAGCCGAACUUAAUAAGUAAUAUAAAGCAAAAGAAACUUCAAAAAAAGCAAUUACAGUUAUUGGGAAUAGGCAUACUGUUCCUUUAUUGUCCCCAUCCCAUUCUUAUUCUGGCGUCUAUUUCUUUCCUUUCCAGUCCUGAUGAAGGGUCGACUGUUCAUUCAUUUCCACAGAUGCUGUCCGACUUGCUGAGUUCCUCCAGCAUUUUCUGUGGGUUGCUCAAGAUGUCCAGCAUUUACAGAGUCUCCUGUGUUUAUAUUGUUCAUUUAAGUGUUUUCCCCAGGGUUUAAACUAUUGGAAUAUUACUUACCUGCAAUGCUGAGUCACACUAAGACACCUUACACAAUAUCUAAAAGAUACUUGGAGAAUUGCGAAACUGUGUCGGUCAAGAGUAGGGAACAAUUCUCAUGACUAGAAAGGCCAAGGAAAUAAAAUCGUACGAUCUCCACUUCACGGAAGUGAAUUGUCAUCACUAUCAGCUAAUUAAAAAGAAAAGUUGAAAAUAAUGGCCAAUCCAGCCUGAAGGUAGGGUGUGCAUACAGCCGGCAGCGGUCAUUGAUUGCUUUCUUUUUUUGUUUUGGAAUGAGUUUUAUUUACACAUAUUUCCACAAUAAUCACGACUUCACUACUACUUGAUUGCUUUCGGGACAACUGGACAGCUGAUGGCAUCACAAUUACUUGAACGGCGAGACAGGGCAAAACGCAGUAAACUGCCCGACAAGCUGGCCUUUUAAAAAAAGAGGGGGCACUAGGGCGGAUGCACAGGGCGGGCUGAAAAUGAUUGAUUGACACACAAAUAAACGAAUAAGCAUUACGUCUGUCUGCCGACUCACCCAAUCGGCCUGGCCUAGAGACAGGGUUUGAUUGGAGAGAGGAAAGAAAUGGGCCCGUGCUGAAAAAAGACCGUGCGCAGAAAAAAACUUGCCGGGUGCAAAAGUUUUUUUCGUAACCAUCUGCGUAGUUACGGGCCGGGCGAAAGAAUGAGAGAGCUGUUUCCUGAUUCUCUGGAACUUUCGGUGUCGGUCUCCCGCUGUCCGGCUGUGUUUUGAAUCGUGGCCGUUACUCGCGGACGUUAAACGGUCCUUUGUUCUGCCCGGGGAGGGUGCCCUCUACAUCCACCUUGGUACCAGCCCUUUGAAUGAAGAUGGAUUGCGAGCCGAACCGGGCGCGCCUGAUGUGCAUGCUGUGGCUGACAUUCGGCUUCUUCGUGUUGGAGGUGGUGGUGAGCCGGCUGACCAACUCGCUGUCCAUGCUCUCCGACUCCUUCCACAUGCUGUCGGAUGUCAUCGCGCUGGUGGUCGCCCUCAUCGCUGUGCGCUUCGCUGCCAAGACCCAGUCGACGGCCAAGAACACGUUCGGCUGGAUCCGGGCCGAGGUGAUGGGCGCUCUGGUCAACGCUGUCUUCCUCACCGCCCUCUGCUUCACCAUCGUGUUGGAGGCCAUCGAGCGUUUCAGCGAGCCGCGUGAGAUUCAGAACGCGUUGAUGGUGAUCGGGGUGGGCACGGCCGGGCUCCUGGUCAACCUGCUGGGGCUCUGCAUGUUCCACGGCGGCGGGUCCAGCUCCGGGCCGGGCUCAGCCCACGGCCACUCACACACGCACGCCUCCGCCGCGGAGAACGGCCACUGGCUCCGCAGGAAGAAGAGGAGCGACACCGGGAACAGCGACAGCCUCCGCGAACAGGAGGUCAACGUGCUGGUGAACCGCGGCAGCGCCAUCAACGGCCUGAAUCCCGAGAAGCAGGACGUGUUGAGCACUCGCAGAAGCGGCGACCCCCGGCUUGUUAACGAUUUACUGAGGGAGAAUAAUAUGACAGGCCUGCAGAUGAAUGGGAUUUCUGUCCUUGAUGACCAUCAUGAUGAAUUUGUAGAAGAUUCUGCGUCACAGCUGAACAUGCGUGGUGUUUUUCUCCAUGUGUUGGGAGAUGCCCUGGGUUCAGUCAUAGUUGUUGUUAAUGCACUGAUAUUUUACUUUAUUUGGAACCCAUGUCCUGAAAAUGGUCCAUGCAUUAAUACAUGUCACAAUGAACAAUGUGCAAAUCGACUUCUAAAUGGCACACAGUCAAACAUCUCUGAAAAUCUCAAAGGCAUUCCAGAAGCUGGACCCUGCUGGGUGCUUUUCUUGGAUCCCACUUUGUGCUGUAUUAUGGUUUGUAUCUUGCUCUAUACAACCUAUCCACUCUUGAAGGAAUCUGCUCUUAUUCUGCUGCAGACGGUUCCUAAGCAAAUAGAUAUGGAGUUGAUAAACGAAAAACUGCGCAACCUGGAAGGUGUCCUUGCUGUACAUGAGUUGCACGUUUGGCAGUUAGCUGGUAGCAGAAUCAUUGCAACAGCUCACAUCAAAUGUCGUGAUCCGACUGCUUAUAUGGAUGUAGCUAAACGUAUUAAAGACUUCUUCCAUGAUGAAGGUAUCCAUGCUACAACCAUCCAACCAGAAUUUGCUUCAGUGAACUCUGAAUCACGUAUUUCUCUUUGUGAACUGCCGUGCAAGACUCAGUGUGCCUUAAAACAAUGCUGUGGCAAUGGAGAAAAGUCAUCUGGUGAUUUAAAGUUGGAAACUCCAUCUACCCAUUCUCUUGAGGUUAUUAGGGAAUCUCCUGAACACCCCAUUACAAGGACUGAAAAAAAUGAGAUGGGGAAUAAUGCAGUAAAAAGCAAAGAUACACAAUAUGAAUCAGCUGUGUAAACUUAGCCAUUCUAAUUUUGAAAAGUGAUGUACUUUACUGACUUCAAAUUUUGGGAUUGUCAACUGGAAUUGGCACUAAACUGAAAUAACUGUGGGUAAUGCAACUAUAUUGAACUUGUUCCACGGCUCUGAUUUGUUUAUCGCACAUUCCAAAGCAAAACUGUGGACCGUUGUCUAGAAACUACUUGAACUUGUUAUCACAGCUUUUUGAGAAGCAUUGUGGAUAGUCCAUCACUGACUGUGUCAGCAAAAAAUUGUAUUUAAUUAUUAAUAAAGCCAGUAGCAUUUUGGGAAAUUAAGAUGUUUUUAUAUAAGCAGUUUUGUAUAGGUUGAUGUAAAAACUUUGCAUCAAUUUACAAAAUCCACUGCUCUCACCAAAAGAGCUGCUGGUGUAUAAAACUGGGUUUGAUUUGGGUGGGUGGGAAGGUCAUAUUGUGGAAAUUCUCCAAAUGAAGCCAGAGUAUUAAACAUAAUAAUUAGUAUUAUGCAUGGGUAGUUUGUGUGCUACAAAAUAGUGACAUUUUCUCCUUGCAAACUCCAAGAAUGCAUUUACUGUAUUUCUUUAAAUUAUUAGAACACAAAUGUUUCCGAUACAGAAUGAUCUUUAUUAAUUCUUGUUUCUAUCCUGUUGAUUAUAGUUAAUAAUUGUAGGUAAUGUUUUUAAUGCUCUUAUGUAAUUUUAUCUCAUGGUACAAAUGCUUGUCUGGGAUGGUGUGCAAUUGCUUUCUUCUCGACCAGCAUCUUGUGCAAAUAUACAAAAAUAUAUGCAAAUAAAUGCUGUGGAUUUUCUUCAGAAAAAUGAAAACCAAACCUGUGAGUCAAACUUCUAAACUAGUGUGUUCAUCUGUGCUUUGCAAACAGUUUGGGGACUGUAACAUUGUUGAGCUUGGUGCCCUGUGGUCAACUUUUAGUUUCACUUUUGGAAUUGUUUCCUACCAGUGAUUCUGUUGAAUGGAACUUUGGACACAAUCCACUGUUAUGUUCCAUGCACAACUCUGCUUAGGUUGCUUAGUCCCCUUUUCGAAGGACUAAGUAGAGGAACUGCUAUUAAGUUUUGGUCAUACAGAUAUAUUUUUAUAAUAUCAAUUGCCAUCAGAAAUGGGUGUAAUGUCUGUAAAAGGGUUAUUUUCUACAUGAGAAUUCUACAUACAAGAGGAUCAUAUUUUGCCUUAAAAAUGAGGAAAAUAUAACAUUUGCUAGUAAAAAAAUCUCUUUAACUCUGCAGUUUUGUUAAUCUGGCAUUGAAAUUUCAGUGGUAGAUUUAAACCAACACAUUCAAGUGAGUCAGCCUAAAUAUGAAACGCAGUACAAAAAAACUGAAUUUUACUAUUUUUGUUUUCUGAAGAUUGCUCUGAAUUUUGAGAGCUAAUGACAACUCCUGUUGAGUUUAAUGUUGUAAAUGAUAUUCUAAUCCCAGCCAUUUUAAAUUGGUUUCAUUACUUUUGUAGUGGUUUCUUGAUCAUCCUUUUCUGUUUUUUUUUGUGUAAUGGUACAUUUGGAUUUUAAUACAAUGCCACCUACAGAAGUAACAUUUGUAAUGUGUAACUUAAGAGCUUUAGUCCACAUGAAAAUGUUCAAACUAAGGUUCUAAAAGCUAACUGCCAUGAAGCAGUGAGGCUAGAUUGAAGAGGUGUGUAAAUUUUCACUAGGUUUUCAGCAAAGCCAAAUGAGCAUACGCAUGUUUAAUACUAAUAAGAUUACAGCUGGGGGAAAAUACCUAUUGUUUGAAAUGUGUUGUGUCUAGGUUUAAUUACACCAGGACUGAAGUAAGGUACUGGUAAUUUACAAGUGCAUUACUGAUUUGUGACAGGGUGAGAGUUUUCAGAUGACAAGUGAAGUGUAUUCCUUGAAUACAAACUUUGGCUUGAAUUUUCUGCUAAUAUUUUGGAGGGGAGCAAUCCUAUUCAUUGUUUUUCAACCUAAGGGGGUGUUUGGGUUGGGGAAAUAUGUUCAGACUUGAGUUUUGAUUGUAUCUGUUUAGUACAAAUCUUUUGGUGGUAAUGAAUUAAAAAGUUGAUCCAAAAUCCUGAUGUGGAGGGAAGCAGCUAAAAAAAAUUUCAUAAGGUAUGUAACAUAUAGAAUACAAAGAACCAACUGCAUUCAAAUCUUCAAAUGGUUUACGGAGUUAUUUUGCAUUAUUAAAUGUAUUACCAUACUUUGUCCUUCAAUUUGUUUUGCUUUGUUCAUAUUCUGUGCAUAAUCUACAUAUUAUACAAUCAUCUUUAUGGAUGAGUUCAAACUAACAUGCAUCUCUGGAAAUUACUUUUGUUUCCUACCUGACCACUUACUUUGCUAUGACAAUAUUAAUUUUAUUCAUUGAUUACACAAUUGUUAUCUAGUUAUAAUGCUAGAUGGUUUGUAGUUACUAAACACAACCUGAUUAGGAAGCCAUUGCAGGUUCUGGUUUCAGAGGUAAUGUUCUUUUUGUUUGCUGAGUUAGAGUAUACUGGAUCUAAGCAACAUUAAUAUUUAUGGGGUAUUUGUGAAAGGGUUUAUAAGUGAGAGGGUUAAUUCACAUUCUUAGCAUUGCAUUUGAGGAAAACGAGAAUUCAAGGAACUUUUUUAGUUCUUGUUGAUAUUGAAAUCACUGAGACUUUGCACUAAACUGAGGGGGCCUGAGGAGUCAACUGUUUAUUCAUUUCCAUUGAUGCUGCCUGACCUGCUGAGUUCCACCUGCAUUUUGUGUGUGUGUGUAUUGGAUUUUCAGCAUCAGCAGAAUUUCUCGUUUCAUCUGAUUUUAACCAUUUUAAAUGUGUAUGAAGCUUCAUGUAAAAGUAAUAUUUAAAUAGGGACUUGUGGUAAGGUACAGCUGGAUUUAAAUGACAGCAGUGAAGUUUGCUGUCAAGUUGACAAAAAUAAUUAAUUUCUGAUCUUUAGAAGUGAGUCAAGUGCCAUUUCAGUUCUGAUUUGGUUUGUCACUGACAAAAGGGAUUAAUCAUGUGUGAUUACAUUUACUAGAUUUGCACUGAUUAUGGAAUUGAAUUGCCAAAAAUAUGCCCCACAAUUUUUAGAUUUGGAUACGUGAGUUGCUUUGAAGAAACUGACCAUGAGAACCAUAAUAAACAAUAAUCUUUCAAUCCACUCGUAACAUUGUGGUAAUCCUGUUUGUAAGCUGAUGGCUCUUGUGGUAGUCAAAGAUUGAUACUUGUAUCCCCAACAUAAUACUCAUAGUUACUUAAACUCCAAAAUACAUGCAAAGGCCAUAUACAUGGGGAAUUUCAUUAUUUGUCGAGACAAUGGCAUGUUUGUGUUCUUAUAACAAAUGAUCAAUUUAGCUAAAUUUUGAGCUGAAAUUAUUUAGAUAGACAGUUUAGAGUUGCUGUUGAAAUGCUAUGUGUUUGCAUAAAUCUUCUGGAACUCUGAAAAAUGAAUUUCCUCUAUGAACUGAAGUUUGGCUGAAAUUAAUUUCAAGAAGGGAUGCAUUAUGCCAGGUUGCUACUUUGUGUUGCAUGGUUUUGCAGCAGUUAACGUCACCGCUUCACAGCUCCAAGGACCCUGGUUUGAAAUUGAGCUGAUGUCUGUGCAGCUUUCAUGCCAUGUUUGAUCAAGGCAAGUUUCCUCAAGCAUCCUAAAGAUUUGCUGGCAAGAUAAUAGGCUACUAUGGAUUUAAUUCCUUGGUAAAAGGUAAUGUUAAAAAAAACUGAUUGAAGUUGACAGAUGUAUGUUAGAGAAUGUUGCAGGCAAACAGGAAUAAGACAACUAGGAUUGUUCACCUUGGAAUCAGAUUGUACCCAAGGGCCAAAUGACAUGGGGUUUGGAUUAAAAGAUAAGGGAAUGCUUUUUUCUCUGUUCUACAAUAAACUAUCAAUAAUACAAAAUUUCUCAUAAGUAUUAGAGUUAGUGUUCCACAGUCAAAUAUUACAAGCUUGAUCUUUUACAUUCCACGUGUCUUUAAUAUGAUAUCUGUGCUGUGAUUGCAGAGCUUGAUGCAUUUCAGGUAAGUAAAAUUGGGAAAUUUGGAAAAUGAAAUUGUAAAACGUGUGCAUGGACUAAUAAUAUAGGUGAACAUAAUCAUAUAUAAAAUAUUUUCAUCUGCAACUCUAUCUUUGUGCAAAUUUCACAUUACUUUAAACAAAAAUCACUGAGCACAAUUUGUGUUUGAAUAUUAAUAUAGUUUUAUCUCGAGCUGUUGCUAGCCUAAUUCUAACAGUGAUUCUGGUACAGUUCAAUGUACCUAUCUUGCCUGCAAUUACGACGUAUUCCUGAAAACUGGAGAAUUUUGCUGUUUUUAUCUGUUUUUGUAAUUUUUCAAAAUGAACUCCCAACUUCAUUAUAAACUUACCUCUUGUCAAAAACUGAUCUAUGUAAUUUUUUUUUGGAAAACUGCAGUUCAUGUUUACUGCCUUUUAAAAUUUUGGA
Messenger RNA from Mobula hypostoma (lesser devil ray), 7066 nucleotides. It is a transcript of the gene slc30a1a, whose product is annotated as solute carrier family 30 member 1a. Gene Ontology annotation, cellular component: endoplasmic reticulum; membrane; Golgi apparatus. Gene Ontology annotation, molecular function: calcium channel inhibitor activity; zinc ion transmembrane transporter activity. Bases 1163 to 2707 code for a protein of 514 amino acids. Lineage: Eukaryota; Metazoa; Chordata; Chondrichthyes; Myliobatiformes; Myliobatidae. Gene Ontology annotation, biological process: zinc ion transmembrane transport; intracellular zinc ion homeostasis; detoxification of zinc ion. The transcript has 2 exons. The record is from RefSeq and is a predicted model, not a curated record.